UUUAAUCAUCUCUCCCUACUCUGGUGUUGAGGUUAUGCUUGGUCGGCUUCUUCUUCUUCGCUUGCUCAACGCCUCUGUCUCCUCCCGCGGUUUCUCCUUCAUGAGACGCGAGGCCACGAGCUUUCCAUCGUCACGAGGAACCUCCUUUCUCAGUCGAGUCUUCCCCUUCAGGUUAAAAUAUGCUCUUCAGAAUGACCAUUUUAAAGUCCGGGGGUUUUCUAGACGCUCGUUUAGUCCUCGAAAUGGCGGCACUUCUUCUGCUCCUUGGGUUUCAGAGUUGUCGCACAGUUCUAGAGUUGAGAGGAGAGAGUUUCAGACUGGGAGUUCUGGCGGAAGAGGCGGGCAGGCAAAGAGUCUUGUCGAGGAUGAAGCCGAGCUUAGUGAUUGGAUCAGUGAACUGAAGACCGACUCUUUUCGCGUUGGGUUUACCAGUGAAAGUGAAGAUGAUUCAGAUACCGGUAGAAAUAGGAGUAGAAUUAGGGAUAAGGGUAGGGUUUCAUUUUCCUCUCCGAAGAACGAGAGACGCGGGAAAGGUGGGGUUUUGUCUGCAAAAAGGCCGAUAGACAGUGAUUCGGAUGAUUUCACAGUUACUAAUCGGAGAAGUUCCCGGAGCAUGACCGGGUCUCGUUCGAAGAGACUAAUUCGUAGUGAAUCAGAGGAAGAUGAGAGUGAAGCAUUUUCUCCGAGAAAGAGGGAUCGUGAAUUUCGAGGUGCAGUUUCUUCUGAAGCGAAGAAAGGUGGAAGAGACUCUAACUUGAGUUUCGGAAAAGGACAGAGGGAUAGAAAUUUGCAGAGAGGGGGGGAAAGUUCAAGACGAGCUGUUACAAUGUCAGAAGAUGAGGAUGAGGAUUUGAGGUACAGUAUCGAAGAUUUGCCAAGUGAGGAAGAUAAUGAUAAAGACCUGUCAAAGAGUGCAAAUUCUCUGACUGGGUUUGCCAAAGAAGUUAAUGUACAGCCAAUGCCUAGGAGUACAACCGGGAAAACUGACUCUUACCUGAGUCAGACUAGAUUUGAUCAAUGUUCCCUCUCCCCCCUUUCAUUAAAAGGAAUAAAAGAUGCAGGAUAUGAGCGAAUGACUGAGGUGCAGGAGGCAACUCUCCCUGUCAUUCUGAAAGGCAAGGAUGUUUUGGCCAAGGCAAAGACCGGCACUGGCAAAACUGUAGCAUUUCUGCUCCCCGCUAUUGAAGUAGUCGUAAAAUCACCUCCUGUUGAUCGUGAUCAGAAGAGACCCCCGAUCCUUGUGCUUGUUAUAUGCCCAACUCGAGAGCUUGCAAAUCAAGCAGCUGCAGAGGCCAACACCCUGUUGAAGUAUCAUCCUUCUAUUGGUGUACAGGUUGUAAUUGGAGGCACAAGACUUCCUCUGGAACAGAAACGAAUGAAGGCAAGCCCUUGUCAGAUUCUAGUAGCCACUCCUGGAAGGCUUAGAGAUCAUAUUGGGAAUACGGCUGGAUUUGCAACUCGGCUCAUGGGAGUAAAAGUGCUUGUCCUUGAUGAAGCUGACCAUCUAUUAGAUAUGGGAUUUCGGAAAGAUAUUGAGAGAAUCAUUGCUGCUGUUCCAAAACAACGCCAAACACUUCUAUUUUCAGCUACUGUUCCAGAAGAGGUCCGCCAAAUCUGUCACAUUGCUUUAAAAAGAGAUCAUGAGUUUAUUAACACAGUUGAAGAGGGUAGUGAAGAGACACACUCCCAGGUGAGACAGAUGCAUCUAGUUGCUCCACUGGACAAACAUUUCUCUCUACUAUAUGUUCUUCUCAAAGAGCAUAUUUCUGAGGAUGUUGACUAUAAGGUUCUAGUGUUCUGCACAACCACAAUGGUCACAAAACUUGUGGCUGACCUUCUCUCUGAACUGAACUUGAAUGUAAGGGAGAUCCAUUCAAGAAAACCACAGAGUUAUAGAACCAGAGUCUCUGAUGAAUUUCGCAAGUCGAAGGGUCUUAUUCUUGUGACCUCUGAUGUUUCUGCACGUGGAGUUGAUUAUCCGGAUGUUACUCUCGUUAUACAGCUUGGCGUGCCAUCUGAUAGAGAACAGUAUAUUCAUCGACUGGGUAGAACUGGCAGGAAAGGGAAAGAAGGGCAGGGAAUAUUGUUGCUGGCACCAUGGGAGGAUUUCUUCUUAUCUAGUGUUAAGGAUUUGCCAAUAGAAAAGGCUCCAAUACCUUCAGUAGAUCCAGACACCAGGAAGAAAGUUGAAAAGGCACUAUCUCAUGUAGAGAUGAAGAACAAAGAAGCAGCCUACCAAGCAUGGCUUGGGUACUACAAUUCCAAUAAGAAUGUGGGUCGCGAUAAGUGCCGCCUUGUGGAGCUUGCUAAUGAGUUCAGCAGGAGUAUGGGGCUGGACAACCCUCCUGCCAUACCAAAACUAGUCCUGGGGAAAAUGGGUCUUAAAAAUGUUCGUGGUCUUCGCUCCAGAUAGAAAGAAAGAAUUUCUACAUUACUUGAUUGUAGAAAACAUAACCAAGAUGAGGGGGAAAGCUAGGAUGUUCAGUUUAAUUUCAUCCAGACGAGGAAACCCAUUUUCAAUCGACGGAAGUGCAUUAAACCUAACCGAGAGUUGUUGUUUCACCGUGGAGAAGUUUCUUUAGCUUGUGUGUUGAUGCAUAGAUUCUUACACUUAUGUGUUUCAAUUCCUGGAAAGCAAUUGUUCUGAUCAGUUGUGCC
Molecule: messenger RNA, 2658 nt
Organism: Telopea speciosissima
Lineage: Eukaryota; Viridiplantae; Streptophyta; Magnoliopsida; Proteales; Proteaceae
Product: DEAD-box ATP-dependent RNA helicase 31-like
Exons: 10
Coding region: 35-2413 (792 amino acids)
Cellular component (GO): chloroplast
Molecular function (GO): RNA helicase activity; nucleic acid binding; ATP binding
Source: RefSeq, a predicted model, not a curated record